Polychytrium aggregatum is the source of this 1036-nucleotide messenger RNA. RefSeq lists its product as uncharacterized. Lineage: Eukaryota; Fungi; Chytridiomycota; Chytridiomycetes; Polychytriales. The record is from RefSeq and is a predicted model, not a curated record. The transcript is spliced from 2 exons. Bases 115 to 798 code for a protein of 227 amino acids.
GCGCUUUCGUUGCGCUUUCGUUACUGUCCUGAUCUGCUCCUGCUCGGGUCGUCCUUCGCCGUCAAUCAUCCACUCCCGCUCGACUCUCUGCCAGCUCGCUCGCCCAGGCCCAUCAUGAAGUUCUCCGUCGCCGCCCUCUGCUUCUCGCUCUUUGCCGCCGUGGCCAACGCCCAGGUUGUUGUUCCCAGCUGCUCGCUCCCCAUCAACCCCAACUGCUUGAUCUCGCAGGCGCAGUACACCAUCCUCGGCUACGCCGUCAGCACCAACAUCGGCGCCGUUGGCUCGACUGCCACCGCGAGCAACUACAACGCCACGAUUCUCGUCCAGUGCGUUUACUACUCGGCCAACCUGCCCUCGGCCCAGCGCACCCUCAAGUCCGGCCAGUCCAUCGCCGUCGCCGGCUUUGGCGCCCCCAACCCCCGAUGCCCUGCCGGCUACCCCGGCUCCACCGUUGCCCUCAACCAGUCCCAGAUCUUCUUUGUCUACGUUGCCACCUCGACUCCCUCGGUGAUUUACGGCCUCUUUGAUAUCUGCGACUCCCCGCUGUCGACUUCGUACGCCAACCUGCAGGCCAUCUCCAACAACAUUGCUCUCAACCCCGACCACUCCAUCCUUGAUGGCGGCAGCAACUGUGCCCUGCCCAGCCCCUCUGCCGCCGCCGUCUCCAGCGUCUCGGGCACCACCGGACCCACUACUAUGCCCCUGCCUGGCUCUGAAGCCCCCGCCGCCGCCGCCCUGGGCCUGGGUCUCCUCGUCUCGUCGGUCCUCGCUGUAAUGGCCGCCGUUUGGAUGCACUAGAGACUCGGCCGCCCUCUGCCGUUUGCGGACCGGUCUAUAUCCACCGCUCCCUCCGCCUUAUCACCAGAGCCUUGCUCCGUUUUUAUUUCGCACCUCCACCUCCACCUUCGCCAUCCUAGCUCGGGCGGCUUAUCUCAUAACCCGAUGCCCCACUUUCUUGCCCUCAGGAUCUUGACUGUGCACCAGCACCAAUCGUUCUUGAUGUCCGUCGUAAUACACACAUAGAUGAUGCUCAAAA